ACGAGUAGCUUGUCAGAAAGUAGUCCCUGCUUCAAGGGAUGCCUCUGGACAUGGGGCAGCUAAGUCCCACUAUAAAAGCCAGCCGAGCUCCGUGCUCUCUCAUCCACUUCUCUGGCCUUCUUCUCCUUGGGAACAAGGUGCACGUCCUGCCCCCAGACAUGUCCUGCUACGACCAGUGCCGGCCAUGCCUUCCAUGCCAGCCCUGCGGCCCGACCCCGCUGGCCAGCAGCUGCAAUGAGCCCUGCGUCAGGCAGUGCCAGAACUCCACCAUUGUCAUUGAGCCCUCUCCCGUGGUGGUGACCCUGCCCGGCCCCAUCCUCAGCUCCUUCCCGCAGAACACCGUUGUGGGAUCCUCCACCUCCGCCGCCGUUGGCAGCAUCCUCAGCUGUGACGGAGUCCCCAUCAACUCCGGGUGCUGUGACCUCUCCUGUAUUACCAGCCGCUACUGUGGCAGCAGGUGCCGCCCCUGCUAAAGAUGCCAGACAGUGCCCCAGACCAGGACCCCAGGAACUCAGAACAUGCUGCUGGACAAAAAUGGACAGAAGAACAGACCUCGUGCUGUUGUUUUAAGAGGACCUGACCAUCUCUGGCUUGUCCUGUAAAGACAGGCAGGAAGGGGCCAGCCUGGAUUCUAUGACUACAUGGCCGAUGUAUACCUAUCCUGUUUUCCACACACUCUUUUUCUUUCUUUUCUUUGUUGCCCUCUGCUUUCCGUGAGGCCCCCAGAAACCAGCCUGGAGUGACCUGCUACCCCUCUCCACCUGUGGGCCAGGUCAAUUGAUGCC
Molecule: messenger RNA, 785 nt
Organism: Cygnus olor (mute swan)
Lineage: Eukaryota; Metazoa; Chordata; Aves; Anseriformes; Anatidae
Product: feather keratin Cos1-1/Cos1-3/Cos2-1-like
Exons: 2
Coding region: 39-473 (144 amino acids)
Cellular component (GO): intermediate filament
Molecular function (GO): structural constituent of cytoskeleton
Source: RefSeq, a predicted model, not a curated record